CCACAGAUUUCCGUGUCACGCCAAGGCUCGGAAUUGCAACGUCGACCAUGUCUUUUGCUCGUGGACGCGCCUUUGCGGCCUUCCAGUCUUCUCUCAAAUUGCUGCAGCUGUCGUCUUCGAUGUCUUCCCGUUCUCUGCCUUUAACUCGCCGGCUUUUGUCGACAUCGGCAUCUAUUCGCCAGCUACAAGGCUUGAAAUCCAACAAUACCGACCUCGAGAGUGACAUGAAGCUUUUGCACCAUCAUCGGAGCCAUGACCCCAGACUGUUCGACGAGGCUGGCCGUGACCUCAAUCCGUACAGAGAGGGUCCCAGUGCUGUUGACAAGGCCGUGCAUUUGUUCUUCCUUACCGAGAUCGUGAGAGGAAUGUGGAUUGUCUUAGAGAACUUCUUCCGCCAACCGUACACGAUCAAGUAUCCUUUUGAAAAAGGCCCCUUGUCGCCGAGGUUCAGAGGAGAACAUGCUUUGCGCCGCUAUCCCAGUGGUGAGGAGAGAUGUAUUGCUUGUAAGCUUUGCGAGGCCAUUUGCCCCGCCCAGGCUAUUACCAUUGAAAGCGAGACUCGAAUGGAUGGGUCAAGGCGAACAACGAAAUAUGAUAUCGACAUGACGAAAUGUAUCUACUGCGGCUUCUGCCAGGAAGCUUGUCCAGUGGAUGCCAUCGUUGAAACUCAAAACCAAGAAUUUGCUACGGAGACGCGCGAAGAGCUGCUGUACAACAAAGAGAAGCUUCUUAUGAACGGGGACAGGGCUGAGGCUGAAAUCGCUGCCAACCUUUACGCCGAACAUGUCUACCGGUGAAAAGCAGGCCUAGUCUGACAGAGUAGCGGGGUAGCUAAGGUGGUGUAAUCUAAUAUAUCAAUCCAUAAGGAUACUGGACAACUAUUGACCGAUGAACAAACCUUUCUAUACUCGUGAGACGAGUUCUAUGCUCAGGAGUUCGG
Molecule: messenger RNA, 940 nt
Organism: Guyanagaster necrorhizus
Lineage: Eukaryota; Fungi; Basidiomycota; Agaricomycetes; Agaricales; Physalacriaceae
Product: NADH-quinone oxidoreductase
Exons: 6
Coding region: 48-797 (249 amino acids)
Biological process (GO): mitochondrial respiratory chain complex I assembly; mitochondrial electron transport, NADH to ubiquinone
Cellular component (GO): respiratory chain complex I; membrane
Molecular function (GO): NADH dehydrogenase activity; 4 iron, 4 sulfur cluster binding
Source: RefSeq, a predicted model, not a curated record